AUGCACGAGAUCAUCACUCUGCAACUGGGCGAGCUGAGUAACUACGCAGCGACUCAUUUCUGGAACACCCAGGAAUCCUAUUUCACCUACUCGGCCGAGGAUGAAUCUCCGGUGAAUCACAACGUUCACUGGCGCCCAGGUGUAGCCCUGGAUGGCUCCGAGACCUUCCUCCCGCGCACCAUCAUCUAUGACCUGAAGGGCGGCUUCGGUUCACUCCGCAAGAUCAAUGCCCUCUACGACGCCAGCGAUGAAUCUGCUCCCACCCAUCUCUGGGGAGGGUCGGCUCAUGUUCACAAACAGCCUGAGAUAGAGCAGAGUGCCUACCAGCAGAGUCUUGAUCUUGGCGCUCCUGCUCCGACACUCAAACCGUCCGACGUGCGGUACUGGUCAGACUUCUCUCGUGUCUUCUACCACCCGAAGUCACUCAAUCAACUAUACGACUAUGAGCUCAACUCAUCCAUUAUGCCCUUUGAUAAAUGGUCACUAGGAAAAGAGCUUUUUGACGGUCUGGACAGGGAACAUGACAUAGUGGACCGAGAUUUUCGCCCCUUCAUCGAAGAAGCGGACCAAACGCAGGGCUUCCAAAUCGUCACCACCAUCGACGACGCCUGGGGUGGCUUCGCGACCGAGUACAUCCAGCGUCUACGGGAUGAAUACGGAAAAACUUCCAUAUGGGUUUGGGGUCUGCAGGCACCUGCUCCGGGGCUGAUGAUUGAUCAACGACGUAUGCAAGCAGCCAAUACUGCGAGAACCGUCAAGGACCUAUGUGAGCAUGCUUCCAUGAUGGUGCCCAUGGCACUUCCUCAUGGCCGACUGCCCUCCAACAUCAACCUGAACUUGCAGUCUCUCUGGCAUACCUCAGCCCUGCUUAACACUGCCAUGGAGACGGCCACUAUCGCGUCGCGUCUGAAUUCUCAAGUUGGUGGAAGUAGCCCUCAGGCCUCACUUGGUGAUUUAGUCAGCGGUUUGAAUCUGCAGGGUAAGCAGACUAUGAGCAGGCUUCAGUUGAGCGUUACCGGGCCGAAAUCAAACUCGAGCGCGGGAAUAAACCAUGUAGACGACCAUACCAAGCUGGACGUUGACUUUUUUGAUAUCCUGAGAACAAAACCCCUGCCCCGCAAAAGAAGCCUCGAGGAAUCGGCCAGUUCGCCACAUUUCUUUGGUCACACUGUCACCACCCGUGGCCAGGCACAAAUCUCGGAAGAUAGCAAGCAAAGAUAUCGGCCCAGAGCUGCCCUUGUGGAGACGAGCACUCAAAGAUACCACACAGAAAAGGGGUUCCCCAUGCUCGAUAGUUUCCCUCACAUCUACCCAGACCGCAGCGACAAGACCUCCCCAGACACUUUGGGCACCAUAGCGAGCCUCUCCACAGACACAUCCGUGUCUGCAGCAAUGAAAGAACUGCGCAUAGCUGUUGCGUCCUCCAUCGGUGUGGAGGAUCGUGAGGAUAUUAGCAACGAGCUUGCCGAUCUUGCUGAAGCAUACCGUGAGGGUUGGUCGAGUGGUAGUGACAACGACGACGACGACUACUGCUGA
This is a messenger RNA of Colletotrichum aenigma, 1536 nucleotides long. It is a transcript of the gene DML1, whose product is annotated as Protein DML1. Gene Ontology annotation, cellular component: cytoplasm. The transcript is spliced from 5 exons. NCBI's taxonomy places the organism in Eukaryota, Fungi, Ascomycota, Sordariomycetes, Glomerellales, Glomerellaceae. Gene Ontology annotation, biological process: mitochondrion distribution. The record is from RefSeq and is a predicted model, not a curated record. Bases 1 to 1536 code for a protein of 511 amino acids.